AGUAAUGAUGCGAUUUCAGAAGUUUUUGAAAAUUAUUUUGAUGAUUCAAGUAUAAAUGAAGACAAAAACAUGAAAAAUGAUAAGACCAUAAUGUUUGAAAAUUCACAAACAACAGUUUUCCAAGUUAUUCUAAUGAUUCAUACUUAUUGCGUGCGAUUCAAUGUAUCUGAUGAAGGAAGGCAUGCUUUAUUUAAUAUGGCCAAAAUUUGGGCAGACCCAAAAGUUGAAAAUAUUAAUUAUACGAAAUAUAAACUAAGUAAACGUUUAGACCCUACGGAAAAUAUUUAUCAAUACAUUUUUUAUUGUUCUAAAUGCAAUUGCCUACUAGGAAAAUUUGUAAAAAAAGAUUUGAUAUUAAAUACUCAAAGUAUUUGCGACAAAUGCCAACAAAAUUAUAAAAUAACUACUAAUGCAAUGAAUUAUUUUUUGAGUAUAGAUGUUAAAUUUCAAAUGAAGACUUUAUUAGAAAAUGUAACUAUACGUAAAAUGUUAAUGGAAAAUAUAACUAUUAUUAAGAAUAGAUUAAAAAAGAAAAGAAUAAACACUAUAAAUGAUGUAUAUGAUGGAGAAUUGUACAAAAAUUUAUAUAACAAUCAACAGGAAAACACUAUCUUAUUAACUUUUAAUUUCAAUUCUGACGGCGCACCGAUUUCUAAAAGUAGUAAAAGUGGUAUAUGGCCUAUUCAGAUAAUAAUUAAUGAGUUACCACCUCGAGUGCGGUUUAGAUAUAUUUUGCUUGCAGCAAUGUGGAUGACGAGAUCUGAACCAAGUCCACAAUUUAUGAAUUUGUACAUGAAGAUAUUUAUUGAUCAAUUAAGAAAUCUGAUGGAAAAUGGAAUUACAAUAAAAUUAUCUAACAAUAAAGAAAUUAUCUUCAUACUAAAACCUUUGUGCGCAGCAGUAGAUUCAGUAGCACGACCUGUUAUGCAAAAUCGUUUGCAAUUCAAUGGUCAUUAUGGAUGUAGUUGGUGCUAUCAUUUUGGAAAAUACGAAGAUGGUGCUAUGCGAUAUCCUUUUGAAGAUGAAGAUUCUCUUUUACGAAAUCACAACACUUUUAUCCAAAAUAUGAUAGAAACUGAAGAAACUAACAAAUUUGUAAUGGGCGUUAAAGGAUAUGCAGAAAUUACUAAUCUCGAUAAUUUUGAUUGUAUAUGGGGUUUUCCAUUUGACUAUAUGCAUGGUCUCUUACUUGGUACGGUUUGUACUUUAUGGACAAAAAUUUGGACAGUGAAGGGAACAAAUAAAUUCAAUCUCUCAAAGAAAGAUAUAAAAAAAGUCGAGGAAAGAUAAUUAAACAUUAGAAUGACUCGCGAAAUUCAUCGUACUCCUCGUUCAUUCAAUGCUGGAAAAUGGAAAGCUAGCGAAUGGAGAUCUUGGAUCUUAUACACAAGCCUUCCAUGUUUGUUAGAAAUAUUAGAAACAAAAUUUUUAAGCUCUUUUGCAUUACUAGUACGUUCAACACACAUUCUUUUAUCUGAAAAUAUAACAGUCAAGGAUCUGGAACAAUGCAGAAUAGAUCUCAUUCGAUUUACUGGAAAUUGUAAAGAGUAUUAUGGAUUUUCAGCUAUGACUUUCAAUACUCAUGCCUUACUACAUGUAAUUGAUCAUGUAUACAAAAGUGGUCCACUUUCUAUGACUUCUACUUUUCCAUUUGAAAACGGAAUUUUUGUAUUAAAACAAAAAUUAACAAGUCCGAAGGGUGUUCUGAAACAAAUAUCGAAACGUUUAAUUCAGAAAACUAUAUUGGAAAGCAAGCUAUUGAAUACAAAUGAUGAUAUCUCUUUUCAAGUUUGUAGAAAUUUAUUGAAC
Messenger RNA from Formica exsecta, 1809 nucleotides. RefSeq lists its product as uncharacterized. The transcript has 2 exons. Bases 70 to 1290 code for a protein of 406 amino acids. Lineage: Eukaryota; Metazoa; Arthropoda; Insecta; Hymenoptera; Formicidae. The record is from RefSeq and is a predicted model, not a curated record.